UUUCAUCCCUUUCCCCUCAUUCUCUAUAUAAACCCCACCAUUGCCAGCCAACCAACCUCACCCAACAAAUCAGUGAGAACCAAAAAUAAAGAAAGAAAAAAGGAACAUGGGUUCAUUUCCUUACAUAGUGGAAGACUGCAUGGGAUUCGUUCAAGUGUUAAGUGAUGGCACCAUUUUCAGGUCCAAAAGCAUACAAUUUAACAUGCCUUCCAUCGAUGAAAAAUCUGUUCAUUUCAAAGAUGCUAUGUUUGACAAAAACCAUAAUCUCCAUCUUCGAAUUUACAAACCCACAUCAGCAUCUUUAACAAGCAAUGAUUAUAAGCUCCCCAUCAUCAUUUUCAUUCAUGGUGGUGGUUUUUGCCUAGGCUCUCGGAUGUGGCCUACCUGUCACAAUUCCUGCCUUCGCCUAGCGUCGGGGCUCAACGCGCUCGUCGUCGCACCGGACUACAGGUUGGCCCCGGAGAAUAGGCUGCCGGCAGCUAUGGAUGAUGCAGCCACUGCCGUGAAGUGGUUGCAAAGUCAAGCUUUGAGUGAAAAUAGUAGUGAUGCAUGGCUCAACAGUAGCGAGGUUGACUUUGACCAGGUUUUUGUCUUGGGUGACUCGUCAGGGGGCAAUAUUGCACACCAUUUGGCAGUUAGGUUUGGUGCUGGUUCGACAGAGUUGGCUCCGGUUCGAGUACGAGGUUACGUGCUGUUGGCACCAUUCUUUGGUGGCGUGGUCAGGACAAAGUCCGAGGCGGGACCUAGCGAGGCUUUGUUGAAUCUUGAGAUACUUGACAGGUUUUGGAGGCUGUCAAUGCCAAUUGGAGAGACAAGAGACCACCCUUUGGCAAAUCCAUUUGGUCCGUUGAGCCCUAGCCUUGAAGCAGUAAGCCUUGACCCCAUCUUGGUCAUUGUAGGUGGCAAUGAGUUGUUGAAAGACAGGGCUGAGGAUUAUGCAAGAAGAUUAAAAGACAUGGGAAAGAAAGUUGAAUACGUUGAGUUUGAAGGAAAGGAACAUGGUUACUUCAAUUAUGAUCCUUACUCUGAUGCUGCAAAUGAAACCUUGCAAAUUAUCAGAAGAUUUAUGUCUGACAACUCUGCUUGAGAUCAAGGGCUCCUAGCUAUAUUUGGAUGUAUAUUUUUCUUUUUUUGGUGGCAUUGCCAAAAAUAUUGCAUGUAUGGUCCUAGGAAAUAUUUAUAGUAGUAACAUAUAUGUGCAUGAGUGUGAGGUUAUAUGAUUGGAUAAUAAAAUAUUCUGAUGGUUGAAAUUUCCUUUUU
This is a messenger RNA of Durio zibethinus, 1260 nucleotides long. Its product is annotated as strigolactones hydrolase CXE15-like. Lineage: Eukaryota; Viridiplantae; Streptophyta; Magnoliopsida; Malvales; Malvaceae. Gene Ontology annotation, molecular function: hydrolase activity. The record is from RefSeq and is a predicted model, not a curated record.